Miscanthus lutarioriparius is the source of this 1167-nucleotide messenger RNA. The record is from the annotation of a GenBank genome assembly. NCBI's taxonomy places the organism in Eukaryota, Viridiplantae, Streptophyta, Magnoliopsida, Poales, Poaceae.
AUGGCCUCCUCUCCCCUCCACCUCUUCCUCCUCCUUCCCCUGCGCCUCCUCUUCCUCCUCCCGCUGCUCGCCGCGGCCAAACCCGUCCUCGAGAACGGUUACACGGUCACCACCUUCGCCGACCUGAACCCGCUCCCGGCCUCUGGGCCGUACCCCUACGCGAUCCUCCCGCGGCUCCACGCUGGCGACCUCCUCCUCCUCGACUCCGCCGGAUCCGCGCUCUACACCCUCUCCCUCUCCUCCUCCCCCGGCGAGCCGCGCAGGCUAGCGAGGGGCAAGCGGGGCUCCGGGUUCGACGACGGCGACGCCGCCUUCGACCGGCCGCGCAGCGUCGCCGUCGAUGCCGUCGACAACGUCUACGUCGCCGACCAACGCCACGGCGCCGUCCGCAAGGUCGCGCCCUCCGGUUAUACUACUACGAUUGCCGGAGGCCUCUCAUCAGGGCAUGGUCGCAGGGAUGGACUGGCACAGAAUGCUACUUUCUCGGCAGAUUUUGAGCUUGUUUAUGUCCCCAAAAUUUGUGCCCUGUUAGUAGCUGACAGAGGAAAUCGAAUGGUUAGACAAAUCAAUCUAAAGCCAGAAGAUUGUGCACAUGAAAAACAGUCAGGCUUGGGAACUACAUCGGUGUCGGUCAUUGCAAUAUUGUGUGCAUUGCUCGGUACAAUUAUUGGGUUCUUAGUUCGCCAUUUUUACCCUGUCAAUGAAGUCUCCAUCAACCACUUUUUCAGCAGGAUGCAGAAGCAAUUCCUGAGGACACAGGGGAAGGCAACUCUGAUCAGCUUCUGCGACAUAAAAAGCGCAGUUGCUAGCUCCAUGGGCUACACCCUCCUGCUUAGACUGAUCAGACUUGGCCGUGGCUAUCUAGCCAUGGUGUUCCCUAGUGUUAGCAAAGCUCCCCUUCCUCCUACUGGGCAACUGGGGGAUCUGAUAAGCUUUGCUGGAGAUGCCGGUGAUAAGGAGGGUAGUGGUAAUGCCAAUAGUCAGGAGGGUAAGGUGCCAUCUUAUGAGGGUGACUUGAUGGGUCUUCUCUACAUCCCACCUGGCAGCGUUAAGAAAAUUGAUCACAUGAUCGAGACCAACCUAUCCGGCUUUUCAAGCCGUGUGAAUCGUCGUAGAUUAACUGUUAGUGGUUGUAGUGUAAGCAGGAGGGUGCAUGGAGACAAAUAA